Drosophila serrata is the source of this 1193-nucleotide messenger RNA. It is a transcript of the gene KFase, whose product is annotated as kynurenine formamidase. Gene Ontology annotation, molecular function: arylformamidase activity. NCBI's taxonomy places the organism in Eukaryota, Metazoa, Arthropoda, Insecta, Diptera, Drosophilidae. The record is from RefSeq and is a predicted model, not a curated record.
UAAAGGCCGGCUUCAAAUACCUUUGCAUUUCUACUCUUUAUUUUUAAACGCCACAAGUGUUUUUUUAGUUUCUUAUCAGGAAUGUACAAUUCGAAAAGCCAAGACCUUGACCGGGAGUAUUUUCCUAGCUAUCAUACUACCAGGUUUCAAAAUGAACCGGAACCAAAUUUGGCCGUGGUUGACCAUUUUAUGAAGAUAACCCAACAGCAUGAAAGAGAUUUGAAGAAUCAGGGCAUCAUUGUGGAGAACUUGCGCUAUGGCGAAGGUCGGCGAGUAGUGGAUGUUUUCUCUGAUAAUAAUACACCCAACCAGAGCCCACUUUUCGUGUUCGUACAUGGCGGCUACUGGCAGAUGCUGGACAAGAGCAACUCUUGCUCGAUCGUAGGGCCACUAGUGCGACAGGGAUUCCGCGUGGCCGUCAUGGAUUACAAUCUGUGCCCUUCCGUGACCCUCGAAAAGCUAAUGACGGAGUUCAGUCAGUUCCUUGAGUGGAUUUUCAGAUAUGCCGAGCUCACACACGUUAUGGAAAUAACAUUCGCCGGCCACUCGGCGGGCGCUCAUUUGCUGGCCCGGAUCCUCAACUCACCCGACGUGGUCAGUCCCCAGCGGAGCCAGAUGUGCUGGGCUCUGAUCUUCAUGUGCGGUGUGUACGACUUGAGGGAGCUAUACAAUCUGGAAUCGGUGAAUCCCAAAAACAUUCUGGGCCUCGACGGACGCAAAGCGGAGGGUCUGUCGCCCAUGCUUUGGACGUACACUAAUGUAGGUAGUUGGAGAUCGACGCGGAUCCAUGUAGUGGUCGCGGAGCACGACAGUGGUACCUUCAUAGGGCAGAGUCGGCGCUUUAGCGAGGUUCUGUCGAAUGCGGGCUUCCACACCACCUUUAAGGUCUUUGCAAAGUACGAUCACUUCGACAUAAUAGAAGAGACGGCCAUAGAUGAGUCCGAAAUAGUCCGGUAUCUGCGCAAUAUCCGGAAUGAAUAAGCUAUUUGUUCAGUUAUUUCAUCGUUAUUUUACUUUGUAAAACAAUCUCUUAGUCUAGUAGUAUGUAUUCCAUAUGUACACUAGCAUAUUGUGGCUUACUGGUACGGGUGCGGGCACUGCAAUAAAUUAGCUUGGUUUGGAUAAAACAAUAACUGAAGAAUCGAAUCUCGCCGGAAUAAAGUAAUCUUUGACCGAAAUUUGUUCACAGUAAA